AGGCAGGCGCCUGCGCCACACAACUCCAAUCACGUGUAACUUGCGCGCGCCAGUGGGAAGGUAGCGCGCGCGGCAAGCGGUUAGGCAGUUCCACUCCCUGCCGCCGCUCCGGUUUACAUCGGCGGUUGAUGUGCUGGAACUACAAUUAUUACGGGUACUUCAGAGUCGUUACGACCCUUUUCGAAAGGUGACAUCAUGGAGACUUUCAUGGAAGAAGGAAUCCAGUGGCCUGUUGUAACAGUCCUUUUAAGUUUACCUUUGUUGUGGAUCAGUGUACGUGGAGACUUUGGAACACUGAAGUUCUAUCUGCGAUACUUUGCAUACAUAUUUUGUGUUUCUGUGGCAGGAUUAAUAUGCAUUCCAUUAUUUUUGCUACGCCCUUGGAAUGUUGACAAUUUAACUGAUGUAUCUAAAGUUCUGAAGUAUAUCUCAAAACUUAUUGGUAUCACUUGGGAGAUGCGUGACUGUCAUCAUUUGAAGGAGAACAAAGUGGGUGUAAUUGUCUCCAAUCAUCAAACAAUACUUGACAUUUUGGGUAUGUUUAAUUUGUGGGAAACAAUGGGAAGAUGCACUGUCAUAGCAAGGAGAGCUGUGUUUUGGGUUUGGCCUUUUGGACUUGCAGCCUGGCUAGCAGGCCUAAUAUUUAUUGACAGAGGUAAUCCUGAGCAAGCUAGGAAACAAAUAAAUAUUGCAACAGACACUUUGAAGGCUAAAAAGAUUAAACUCUGGGUUUUUCCCGAAGGUACUCGUAAUAAAGACCGACGAUCAUUGCUUCCUUUUAAGAAGGGUGCAUUCCAUUCAGCUAUAAGGAUGCAAGUUCCUUUGAUACCAGUUGUAUAUUCACCAUAUUACUUUCUCAAUGUACAGAAGAAAUUUUUUGAUGAUGGUCGUGUCAUCAUAAAGACAUUGCCUCCAAUACCAACAGCUGGUUUAAAACCUGAAGACAUUGAUUCACUGGUUCAGACAACACAUGAGCUGAUGUCACAGGAAUACAAGAAACUUUCAGGAGAAGUUUUAUCACAGCUACCAACAAACUACCCAGGACUUUGCUACUAAAUGCAGAUAACUGUGUCUGCUCCACAUAUGGUGGAAAACAUUUUUUCAUAAUAUUUAUCUCUGUUAUAAUGUGUCAGUAUUUAUUUCUUAUUGUCAGUGUCUGUAAUAACAGUAUGUUGUAAACUGUGCCAAACUUUUGUAACUGUUAUGGGGGAUAAAUUUCUUGUAAAAAUCUAGAGAAAAUGUGGCAUUUGACUCCCACAGCAUUUAUUUGUUGCAAAACAUUACUGUGCACUAUUGUUUCUACAAUUCAUGAUUUGGUGUACUACCUUGUUAUUCAAAGAGCUAUUUAAUUUUGUUACUCAGAAUUUAGUUUUGUUAUUCCGAAUUAAAUGAGACUGACUUUGUGUACUUUUCAAAA
Schistocerca cancellata (South American locust) is the source of this 1417-nucleotide messenger RNA. RefSeq names its product 1-acyl-sn-glycerol-3-phosphate acyltransferase alpha (gene Agpat1). The record is from RefSeq and is a predicted model, not a curated record. The transcript is spliced from 7 exons. Gene Ontology annotation, cellular component: membrane; endoplasmic reticulum. Gene Ontology annotation, biological process: phosphatidic acid biosynthetic process. Gene Ontology annotation, molecular function: 1-acylglycerol-3-phosphate O-acyltransferase activity. Bases 196 to 1056 code for a protein of 286 amino acids. NCBI's taxonomy places the organism in Eukaryota, Metazoa, Arthropoda, Insecta, Orthoptera, Acrididae.